AUAAAGAGAGCCCGGCAGAUUGUUUUUUUCCUGGCCCUUUGCACACUUUCAUUACCGCGUGGACUGUGAUACUCUGUACCGUUUCGCUAAGAACAGGCCAUCACGCUACUACUACUGCUACUGCCACUGCCACUGCUACCACGACACGCGACACUUGUGCUCGUACUUCGCUGGUGGCUCAUACUUUUCUUGAAGCUUCAGCUUUCACCAGCCGCGUCAACAUGACAACCGCAAAUGGAUAUGGCACGCUGGGCGGAGAUUCUCCUCAUCAUGUCUCGGCUUCAGACAACGAACACCAACCACUGCUGGGCAAUAACAACAACAAUGCCAAAAAGCCCUCGACUGCCUCGUUCAAACAGCAUAUGACCGAGGACAUUGAUAAGCGAUGGGCCGACCUCCUGCUGCUGCUGUCCUAUGUCAUCACGGGCCUGCUCGACAGCUCUGCGGUCUUCAUCUGGGGAUCGUUCGUGAGCAUGCAGACGGGCAACACAGUCUACACGGGUCUGGGACUGGUUGAGCCGACCAAGGGGACACGCUGGAUCCGGUCACUCACCUCGAUCGCGUUCUUUUGCAUGGGGUCGUUCUUCUUCGCCCGCUUCCACCGGUUUUUUUCACCCAAGAAACGAUGGGUCCUGAUGACCUCGUUCGCCAUGCAGCUCGUCCUGGUCGUCAUCGCCGGCGCCGUCGUCACCGUCGACUCGCAGUCGCACUCCGAGAACCAACUGCGCUGGCAGGUGCUCGUCCCCUUGGCCCUGGUGGCGUUCCAGAGCAGCGGACAGGCCGUCGUCAGUCGCGCCCUGCAGUACAACAGCCUGACCAGUGUGGUCCUGACGAGCAUCUACUGCGACUUGUUCUCGGACCCUUUGCUCAUGGCCGGGCUGACCAAGAAUGCCGAGAGGAAUCGACGAGCCGCGGCGCCGUUGUUGCUCUUGGCCGGCGCCAUCUUCGGAGGGCUUUGGUCUCAUAGUCCGAUCGGCUUGGCUGGAGCCUUGUGGACGGCCGCGAUAUUGAAAGUCGUCAUCAUUGGCGCGUUCUUCUUCUGGAGAGCCGAAAAGUCUGCCCCUCAAAAUUGAAUGAACAGGGACAUCUAGUUAGGAAUGUCGUCUCGAGAGGCACUUGCUCACCAUGCGGGCAACACGCGGUAUAGACUCCGAUGCUCACAAGGGCAAGUCAAAGCUCGUAUUGAGUCGGGAAGCAUCACUUGAACAUGAGGUCUUGGUGGUGUCAGACGCAGCUCUUUCAAGUCAUGGAAUUGUCGGCGGUACUGCUACUGCAUGGGGUUGCUAGUCCUUGCACCAGCGUCGAGGAAGCAAGUGUUGGACGUGGGUUGAGAGUCGAGGAACCUACGAGUGUGGCAUGUACAAUCCUGCUUAUAAAGCUUGCAUGGAAGUCGGAAUGGGAUAGACAAAGCCAAUCAAAAAU
Messenger RNA from Exophiala xenobiotica, 1422 nucleotides. RefSeq lists its product as uncharacterized. Bases 222 to 1073 code for a protein of 283 amino acids. Lineage: Eukaryota; Fungi; Ascomycota; Eurotiomycetes; Chaetothyriales; Herpotrichiellaceae. The transcript has a single exon. The record is from RefSeq and is a predicted model, not a curated record.